AUUUCAAAAAAUUUCUUUCUUUUUUCCUUAAACUCGAAUCAAAUAGUGGUCCACUAACAAACAAUAGCAAAAGAAGACUCUACAAGUACUUUAGGAAGACUUUGGUGUAGAGGAAGAAAACUGUGUGAAAGAGCAAAGCAACAAUGUGCGAUCCUGUAAUUGGUGCUACUGUUCAAGUUUUGCUUGAGAAGCUGCUUUCUCUCACUAUUGAGGAAGUCAAAAGUUUAAGGGACUGCAACAAAUAUGUCGAUAUGCUGGCACAAAAUGUAUCCAUGAUCCAAGCUUUCAUUCACGAUGCUGAAAGACGACAAGUUGAGGAUCAGGCUGUGGAACAAUGGCUCAAGAGGCUUGAGAGGGUUGCUGAAGAUGUUGAAAAUGUGUUUGAUGAGUUCUCCUAUGAAUCUCGCAGAAGAGAAGUGAAGAUCCGAAACAACCCAAUGAGAAAGGUCAGUGGUCUCUUUUCUCAUACAGCUUUUAAGAUCAAAAUGUCUCGAAAAAUCAACAACAUCACUCAAGAGUUGAGGACUAUCAAUCAGUUAGCCAAUAACCUCGGUCUCCAACCCCUAAUAGUUCCUCCCCGGCAAAUACUAUCAACUCGAGAAACGGAUUCCAUGGUAGUUGUUUCUGAUGUUGUUGGUAGAGACAAGGAUGUUGCUGAAAUAAAGAGGAAAAUGUUGAACGUGAAAGAGAAUGUUGUUUUGUGCACCAUUCCCAUAGUGGGUAUGGGAGGUUUAGGGAAAACAACUAUAGCUAAGAGAAUUUUCAAUGAUGACCAUAUCAAGCAGCAUUUUGAAAAGAGAGUCUGGUUGUGUCUACCUGAAAUGUUAGAAACUAAGAGCUUUCUUGAACUAAUCCUUGAAUCAUUGACAGAAAGGAAACCUGAGGUGCAAAGCAGGGAUAUUAUAGUCAAGAAGCUGCAAGAUGAAUUGGGAGGGAAGAAGUAUUUGCUUGUCCUGGAUGAUUUGUGGCGUGUCGACCCUACAAUAUGGCAUGAGUUUGUGGACACUCUGAGUGGAAUAAAUACAUUCAGAGGAAACUGCAUUCUUGUGACUACUCGUAGGGAUCAGGUGGCAUCCUCAGUAGCAGCAGAUCCUCAUAAGUUGAAAAAUUUAACAGAUGAUCAUUGUUGGUCCAUUUUCAAACAAAGAGCAUUUGUUGAUGGGGAGGUUACAGAGGAAUUAGGGAGCAUGAGCAACAUGAUUGUUGAAAUGUGUAAAGGUCUACCAUUGGCAGCAAGUGUGUUGGGAGGCCUCCUACACAACAAAGAGAAACAUGAAUGGCAGGCAAUUCUUGAGGGCAAUCCCCUUGUUGCAGGUGACGAUGAUAGUGGGGAAAGUAGCUUGAAGAAAAUACUAAAACUCAGCUAUGAUUAUCUACCAUUUCCACAUCUGAAAAAAUGUUUUGCUUACUUUGCAAUGUUUCCAAAAGAUUUUGAGUUUGAAAAGGACCAACUAAUCCAACUCUGGAUGGCAGAAGGAUAUCUUCGCCCAUGUCAAGAGACCUCUGUGAUGGAAGAUAUCGGGAACAGGUUUUUUCAACUUUUGUUGCAAAAUUCCUUGCUGCAAGAUGUUGAGCUAGAUGAGCACAACAAUAUAACACACUGUAAGAUGCAUGGUCUUGUGCAUGAUUUGGCUGGAGAUAUUUUAAAAUCUAAACUAUUUGAUGAGAAGAGCGAUGGUGGAGAAAAUCUUUCUCAAGUUCGAUACUUUGGAUGGAACUCACCAAGAGAUCAAAUAGAUAAGAUAAAUAAGCCAGGACAUUUGUGCACAUUGUUCUUGAGAAGUAAUCAUAUAUCUGAAGAUACGCUAUUGAGCUUUCAGUUCUUGAGAGUUUUAAAUUUGUCCAGGUCAGCCAUCAAGGAGAUAUCAGUCUCAAUCGGCAAGCUUAUACACUUGAGAUAUCUUAAUCUCUCCAACACUAUGAUCAAAGCAUUGCCCAACUCCAUUUGCAAGCUCUACAAUAUGCAAACACUUCGAGUCAAUAACUGCUUUUCACUCGAGGUGCUUCCAGACGAAAUGGGAGACAUGAUAAGUUUGAGGCAUAUAUAUUACAAAUCUAAAUACAAACCAAAUUAUCAUCAUCCUACGGGUUGGGGAGAAUGGUGUAUUGGUAAUUAUCUCUUUCAUAUGCCACUUAAGAUGGGUCAAUUAACUUGUCUUCAAACCCUACAGUUUUUCAAGGUAGGUUUAGAGAAAGGUCGUCGAAUAGAAGAAUUAGGUUUCUUAAAAAACCUUAGAGGUGAAUUGACGAUCAACGGUCUGCAAUUGGUCCGUAAUAGAGAAGAAGCUGGAAGAGCAUAUCUACAGGAGAAACCAAAUAUCUACAAGCUGGCAUUUCUAUGGUCCCAUGAUGAACCAGAAGACUGUCAAAUAAAUGAUGAGGAUGUUUUGGAUGGUCUUCAACCACAUCCUAACUUGAAAAACUUAGCAGUAAUGGACUAUUUGGGGACUAGAUUUCCUUCAUGGUUCAGUGAAGAGUUGCUACCACAUUUGGUCAAGUUGAAAUUAAGUGGCUGCGGAAAGUGCAAAGAAAUUCCAUCGCUCGGCCAACUGAAAGUCCUUCGGCAUCUUGAACUGGUGGGCUUCCACACGUUGGAAUGCAUUGGACCUCCAUUUUAUGGUGUUGAAGUUAACAAUAAUGGAGCAAGAAGCAAUAACGCUAAUAUUCAAGUGUUCCCGUUACUAAGAAAACUAGUAUUGGAGGACAUGCCUAGCCUCACUGAGUGGAAGGGAGUGGAAGUGAUGCCAACUGGAAGUGGUGGUAGAGACGGAGUUGGAGUAAGAAUGUUUCCUGGGCUUGAGAUGUUGUGUAUUAGUAAAUGUCCGUUGUUAAAAAGCACUCCAAAUCAAUUUGAAAUCUUACGUGAAUUAAGCAUUGAAGGAGUUAACAAUGAAAUGCCAUUGUUGAACUUGUGCAGCAAAUUGACUUCUCUCGUUGAGCUUUUUGUCAAUAAUGUGAAAGAGCUCACUUGUCUUCCACAUGAAAUGCUACACAACAAUUUUUCUCUUCAACAUCUAUGCGUCUUAAAUUGCGGAGAGUUUCGUGAAUUUCCACAGAGUUUGUACAGUCUCCGUUCUCUUAAGAGCUUGAUAAUUAAGGACUGCACCAAUUUCAGUUCCAUUCCUGUUCCCAGUGGACAGAAUCAUUUGGCUUCCCUCCAAAGUCUUCAGUUAUACAAUUGUGAUGGAUUGACUAGCUUACCAAGUGGUCUGCUAGAGCAUUGUCCGUCUCUGGAGUCUUUGGCGGUCUACAACUGUAACAACUUAGUUUCCUUCCCUUUUCAUGUGUGGGAAAUGCCUUCACUUUCAGCUAUAGCUAUAUCAGAAUGUCCCAAACUGAAUAGUGUACCCACAGGGGGCCUUUACUGUCUCACUGGUUUAAGGGCAUUGUCAAUAGGUCCUUUCUCAGAGUUGGUGGAUUUUGAUGCAUUCCAAUUGAUUUUUAAUGGCAUUCAGCAGCUAUCGUCCCUUCGUACAUUGUGGGUGUAUGGACGUGCGCACUGGGUUUCUCUUCCCUAUCAGCUUAUGCAACUUUCUGCCCUAACAGAGCUUGGAAUAGUUGAGUUUGGAAUCGAGGUUCUUCCUCAUAGUCUUGGCAACCUUACUUCUCUUGGAAAAUUGACGCUAGUGAGGUGCAAACUUCUAAAACAUGUAGACUUCUUAGAUGCCAUGCCCAAAUUACAGCAUUUGGAGAUCCGUGAUUGUCCAUUGCUAGAAGCUCUGUCGGAUGGGCUCGUCAACCUUGUUUCUUUGGAAGAGUUAAUUUUAAGUAACUGCGAAAAACUACAACAUCUGCCAUCUAGAGAUGCCAUUCAACGGCUCACCAAAUUACGGCACCUGGAAAUUCAUAACUGCCCACAGUUAGAAGAAAGUUGCACCAAUCUGACAAGCCAAAUUACGGUUCCCAUACUUCAGUUUUUCGAUUAAAUUUCAAUGGAAGUGCGAAAUUAUAUGAUCCACAUUCUGGCCUUGUUUGUGUACCAAGCAACCUUUUUGAGGAAACUGAAGUCUCCAUAUGAAACAUCAAUAAACCCAAAGCUUAAAGGGUGUUCAGUGAGAAACUAUACAGGUACUAUGUUGAAGAUAAUAAAAGGUGUACAGGGAGGUGCAAUUGAAUUAAGUUCAUGAGCUGUUCCUGUGAUGUAGCUGUGGAGGUUGCUAUGACACAUUUGGUAGAUCCAAGUCCAUGGCCUAUUUCGGGUUCACUCGGAGCUUUGGCAACAACCGUAGGAGGUGUUAGGAAGGAAGACUCUGAAGAUGACAUAAAAAGAGCUGAGUUGGCAGCUCUGGAGACAAAAUGGAUGUGCAGUAUUAGGUGCACCUUGCUCCCAUGCCAGCCUAGACUUAAAAGUUGUGUAGAAGGAUGCUUUUCUAGCAGUCUCCCUUGGGGAAGAACUGAGACUUGAAUGGAUUGAACAGUUGGAGGGACAUUCAUCCAGUAGGUUGAAAGAUUCUCUACUUUUAUGGGACCAAUGUUUCUAUGGCACAGAUUGGAACAUUGUGCAGAGUGGUGCCUUUGGAGACUCUGAUUGCACAAAGCUGGGAAUUAGGAUACUCGGAGAGCAGGUAUAGGAGGGAUAAUAAGAGACUCUAAUGGAGAUCUCAUCAUGGCUUUCUCAAUAUCUGUUCAAUUCAAUGUAAAAAACGAGGUAGAAGCUGUAGCAGCUAAACUUGGUGGUAAAUGGUGUAUACAGCUAGGCUACACCAGAUUUCAUCUAAAGCUUGAUUCUCUGAUUGUGGCCAACAUGAUUACAGAAGGAUGUACCAACAAUGCAAAGAUGAAGCAGAUCAUUAGAGAUGCCAAAAGAAGUAUCAACUCUCGAGAAACAAUCCUAAGUCGCGAUUGAAGGGUUUCAAACAAAGAAAGUUGCAAAAGACUGCUAUAUAAUGAAUCUUAUACUAGCAAAGAGUGCCUCAUUGGCUCUUAAAAUGUCUUUAGCAAAUAUGUGUUCACCUUAAUAGGUCUUGCUUUAUCCUAAAGCAUCUCUUUUUCCAGUGGUUACUUGUGACCUGUUUCUCCGUUCUCCAAGAAGGAUAUGUGUGCAAAAACUAAGCUUUUACUAUUUCCUGUGUUUCAGAUUCAUGGUUUAAACAAACGGCAUGGGCCUUGUAAAUCGUAGGCUGUAAAAGACUUUCUUAUAUGUGUUUCAGUGUCAUGAUUGGCAAGGGAAAUUGCAUUUCGUAAACGCAUUUGCAUUUGGCUGAAA
Molecule: messenger RNA, 5206 nt
Organism: Nicotiana tabacum (common tobacco)
Lineage: Eukaryota; Viridiplantae; Streptophyta; Magnoliopsida; Solanales; Solanaceae
Product: putative disease resistance protein RGA4
Molecular function (GO): ADP binding
Source: RefSeq, a predicted model, not a curated record